Cladophialophora carrionii CBS 160.54 is the source of this 288-nucleotide messenger RNA. RefSeq lists its product as uncharacterized. The transcript is spliced from 2 exons. The record is from RefSeq and is a predicted model, not a curated record. The coding region runs from base 1 to 288 and encodes 95 amino acids. NCBI's taxonomy places the organism in Eukaryota, Fungi, Ascomycota, Eurotiomycetes, Chaetothyriales, Herpotrichiellaceae.
AUGCCCAUCAACACCUCCUCAUCAGACGAAGGCGUCACGGGCGCCGCCAAGUUCGUCACCUCAACCGUCGGGAACACCCUAGGCGGCGUGGCCAGGACGGUCGGCGGCGUGACGGGCGCUCUGGGCCGUGGGCUGGGCGACACGAUCACGGGCGCGACGGGCAGUGCGGGCAAGCCCGUGGGUGACGGGUUGAGCAAUGCCUUGACCGGGGUGGAGAACGGGACGAAGAAGGUGGCCAGGGGCGUCGAGGACGCGGGGGAGUGGAAGGGGGGUGCAAAGAGGUUUUAG